This is a messenger RNA of Manacus vitellinus (golden-collared manakin), 3092 nucleotides long. It is a transcript of the gene SH3BP2, whose product is annotated as SH3 domain binding protein 2. Bases 42 to 1664 code for a protein of 540 amino acids. Gene Ontology annotation, biological process: signal transduction. The transcript has 13 exons. The record is from RefSeq and is a predicted model, not a curated record. NCBI's taxonomy places the organism in Eukaryota, Metazoa, Chordata, Aves, Passeriformes, Pipridae. Gene Ontology annotation, molecular function: SH3 domain binding.
UGGUGUGCUCGGUCACAGGUUGGACGCGACGAUCUCAGAGAAUGAUGGCCUCGCAGGAGCAGGUCUGGCCAGUCCCAAUGAAGGCAAUUGGAGCACAAAACCUUCUGACAAUGCCUGGAGGAGUGACCAAAUCGGGGUAUCUUCAUAAAAAAGGAGGCACCCAGCUGCAGAUCUUGAAGUGGCCAUUGAGAUUUGUGAUUAUCCACGAGGGAUGUAUCUACUAUUUUAAAAGCAGCACAUCUGCAUCUCCCCAGGGUGCCUUUUCUUUGAAAGGUUACAACAGGGUUAUGCGGGCAGCUGAGGAGACAACAUCAAGUAAUGUGUUUCCUUUCAAGUUAGUUCACAUAAGCAAGAAGCACAGGACGUGGUUUUUUUCAGCUUCUUCUGAAGAUGAAAGAAAGAAUUGGAUGCUGUCCUUGAGGAGAGAAAUUGAUCACUACCAUGAGAAGAAAGAAACAAUAACAGAAUUCAGUGACUCUGGUUCUGAUGCAGACAGUUUCUAUGGCUCAGUAGAACGUCCCAUUGAUAUCAAGUAUUCUCAUCAUUCAGCAGAUAAUGAAGAUUACGACCAGGAGGAAGAGGAUGAGUCCUACUUGCAGCCAGAUACUUGUGACAUAGUGAAAGAUGAUAUGGUGCUGCCCCCAGCAUACCCACCUCCACCCGUUCCUCAUGUCAGAAAAGCUGCCUACACAGAAGCAAGGGCAAAUUCCUAUGCUGGCAAACCUACAGCACCAGCACCACCACCACCCCCUAAGAGGAGCUUACCUGAUAUCAAACUAGAGGAUCCCGUAACCACGAGAGAGCCGCAGUUGCAGUGCCGAGCUGAACCUAAUCUGAAGGUUCAGUCCUCAAGCCGGAGACUAAGUGAGCAGUUGCCCCCUGUGCCCCCUUUGCCUGUUUUCAAGAAGCCUGUGUGUGUCAAAGAAUCUCACCCAUUGCCUCCAGACCCUCUGCCUCCAGCCCAAGUCCUUGCUCUUCCAGAAGGAUGCGAGAAGCUAAAAAACUUAAACCUUUCACCGCGAACUCCUCCUCCACUACCAGCCAAUAAACCCAAGCUGUCACAGCUCACUGAAAAACCAGUGGAGCUGAAAGUGCCAAGAGAACAUGGUAAACCUGGACUGUUUGUGCCACCAGUGCUCCCAAAGCCACCUGUGCCAAGCCACCAGCCCCCUGGAAUCAAGCCUAGAGCAGAGAAGUCUUCAUGUCCCCAGUUACAGAGAUCACCACCAGAUGGACAGAGUUUUAGAAGCUUUUCAUUUGAAAAACCAGCACUACCCUCCAAGCCAAGCCAACCUGAUGAUGAUAACUCUGAUGAUGACUAUGAAAAAGUUGGGCUGCCUGCUUCAAUAUUUCUUAAUACCUCUGAAUCCUUCGAAGUUGAAAGGAUAUUUAAAGCUAGUAGCCCACAAGGACAACCGCAAAAUGGAUUGUACUGUAUUAGGAACUCAUCUACCAAGCCUGGAAAGGUAUUGGUUGUAUGGGAUGAACCUUCAGGAAAAGUGAGAAACUACAGAAUCUUUGAAAAGGAUGACAAGUUUUACCUGGAUUCAGACAUCAUGUUUUUGAACAUGGGAAGUUUGGUUGAAUACUACAGCACUCAUGUCUUACCUAGUCAUGACAGCCUGAUGCUUCGGUGUCCUUAUGGUUACUCCAAACCAAGGUGACAUGACAGCCCUAGUUCACUGACACCCCACUGUGGACUCCUGCCACUGCUGGACAUCCUGCUGUUUGCACACACAAACUGAGUCUGUUCCCACCAUUUAUUCUCACAUGAAUUGUACAUAAACGCCAUGUAAAGAACUCUUGGUAAAACCUUACAAUCCAGAUCCGUGGAUUUGAUGGUCUUUUCUUUCAAAAAGAUCUGAACUGGUUAUGCUGGGAAAGCUGUCCAGGAUACCCAGACUUUUUAUAAAACUGCUGCUAUCACUAAUCUUCUUGGAAUGUCAAAGGUGGGCAUGAACAAAGAAGUGGACUGAAUACAACUGAUCCAGAAAAUGGAAACUUGUGGACGUAUAUCAGAAUUUACUUGUGACAGGGAAUACUAAUACUCUGACUUGAAGGUAGUGCUCCUAAAGUCAGCACUGGUGCUCAACUGAGAUAUUCUUUUGUAUUACUUGUAUAGUUGACGUGUAAAUAAUGAAGACUUCUGUGCAAACUAUUUGAUUUACUAUGGGUAAAGAUGAUCAGGAAAUCUGGCUUUUUUUUAAGCCACCUCAUACAUACGUGUACCUUCCAAGUACAGUGUCUGCAGUAAUCACUGUCAGGUACUAUCCAGCUGGUACAGUUGUGGCAUCUCAGUCUGAGUCUGUAUCCACAAACUUCUUUUUUUCUGUUACCUUUUCAAAGUUUACACAUGCCCAUUUUAAUGUUGUUACCACUAGAUUGCCACAACUUUAAAAACAUAACAAAACCAUCACCGAAUAAGAAUUUUCUGUUUACAAAAACAAUAAACCAGGAUUUAAUCCCUAAGGAAUUUUCCUUACUAACAGAUGUAGUAUGAGGAUCAUACACAGGAAUGGAGGCAAGAAACUCUGCCUCCAUCUUUUGCAAGAGACACAGACAUACACAAUAUCAGUCUUUUGAUCUCUGUUCCUGCUCUAAUAGGGUUUAUGUGUAUAUUAAGUACUCAAAAUUCAGAUUUCGUUGAAUAUCUUAGGUUUCUAAUUCCUUUUAUUUUAAAUUAGUAUCCCUGUGAUUCACUACUCUGACAUGAUUGACUCUAAAGAAGGCUCAGCCAAGACAGCAUUUAAAAAACAUUUUUGGCAAAUACAUAUAUGUAUAUCAGAGCAAGUUCAAGUUUCUUACAGUAUUCACAUACACUGUUUAGAAAGUAAACUUUUCUCUGUCUGGGAAUAAUUGACUUCAUUGUGUCAUGACAGUCAUAUUUACAGUAUGUUCUCUUUGGGGCUCUAUUCAGAUUUUUUUUCCACCCAUACACUCAGAAGAUUUUUAUAUUGUACACAUACAUCUACAACAUAACACUUUCUUUACUUGUGUAAUACAAGAGUUGAAAAUAUGUAAAUUUUUGUGUUAAUGCCGUUUUGUAUCUAAAUGUAUAGAUUUCUGAAACAGAUAAAAACUUUCAGUGCCAG